ACACAAUCGCUCCCUCCGGGCGGCGCGCGCGCGCUCCUCAGGCCCGGGCAACCCGGAGGCUAGGGCCGCGAUGGUGUGGGUCGGGAGCCCGAGGUGGAGCUGACCCGGGGCCGGAGGGGCUGAGAAGAACCUGCCCGAGUCGCGGUCAAGCAGGACGCCCUUCCCCCCGGUUGGGAUUUGGGGUUCCUGCCCGCCGGUGUCCAGCCGUCAGGGUCACGCUACUCGCUGGAAGCCCUGAACUCUGUGCCCCCCAAGCCCCGGGCCCCCUGCGGGAAUGUUCAAAAAUGAGUAUCAGGGAGGUGCAUUUGUUGAAAUCUUUAGUGCUCAAGGAAAAAAUCCUGGAGCAAAAUGGAAGAUCCUUGGCAGUCCAUCUGUGAUUUGGAAAGAGUUUGAUAAAGAAGUUAAAAGUUUUGUGUUUGUUCUGGAAGGCAGCAGCCAAACAAACAAAAUUCAGUUACCAAAGGAGAAUAAGCAAAUCCUUGGACUGAUCCAGAGGUUUCUGGUACUUCAGAUUUAUGUACCCCUGGGACAAGACUUCUCCACUGAAUUGCUUGAACAAGAAAUUCUUCGAGGCCAUCCAUCACUCCAGGCAGCAGCUGAGCUAAACCUUCUAACUCACCGCUUCCAAAUUACUGAUUUAGGGAACAUCAAAAGAAGAUUGUAUUUAUCGACAGUUCAUAAAGAACUGUCUUCAACCCCUCUUCAUGCAAAAAUCCCACUCUUCAUGAUCAAGCGCAAAAUUUGGUGCAAUCUGUGCAUUGACUUGGUAGCAUUCACCAGUGAAAUUUUUAAAGGAGCAGCUUUUCAGUCAUUGGAUGGAAUUAUCGUCUCAGCUAACUGUAAGCUACGGAAGAUCUUCACCUUGAAAUCAAAGCCCCAAGACACUGCUGAUAAAGAUGCUCUGUAUGGCACUCCCUUUCCAACAGAUGAACCUACAGACAUUAUUCCACGAAGCUGCCAACUAACGACAGAUGUUCCUCAUGUCACACAGCUGCUAAACAUGACAAAACUCCGCCAAACUGAAAUAAAAUUUGGAGGUCAUCCUCUGAGAUCAGCAGAAUCAGAUCAGUUCAUUAACAGAGGAGCAGGUAAUGUACGGAACAGUAAAAAUCAAGAUAUUUGUCAUAUUGCCUUUGGAUCCAAAGUUCUUGGACCACCUCCACUCUCUGGAAGAAGGAAUAACAUGAGGAUAUCCAGCGAGACAGUAAGAUCUAUUGGAUCCAAAAAUAAUCGAUCAGGCCAGCAGUCCACCAUAGAGAAGUGUGUUAACAGUACAGAAAUGUCAGCCUUGCUGAUAUCUGAGUCUGAGGAGCAAGGAGACAAAGAAAAUAUUCGCCAAAUGAAGCAGACUGUCUCUGUUCAUGCCAAUCUGCAUAUGCUGCAUCCACGUCCCCCUCAAGAACCAUCAGCAGAUAAGAAUAAUAACAGAAGAAGAUUACGGUUAAAAAGCACCAGCAGAGAAAGGACGGAGAUACCCAGUGGCAAUACUUCAGGAAAUAACAGGAAUGAAGAUAAAACAACAAUUGACCUCACCACUAUAUCCCAGCAAGGAACAGAGACAUUGAUUCCCAGCACUGCAGGACCACAGACUCCUGAUCAAGCAGAUGAGUGGAUAUUUCCUGAAAAUGAUGAUCACACUCCCCAUUUGGCAUCCAGCAGACAGUCCCUACUUUUGGAUGAUGACUCCUGGGACAUGUCACACCUGUGGCCGGCUGCCAACCAGGACAGUGGACGUGACCAACAAGCAGAGACUGCCCAAAUUGUUCCAAAGGAUAUUUUCACUUUUUCAUCAAGACCACGAUCAGCACCCCAUGGAAAAACUCAGAGUAUGUCCCCAGAGGGGUGCCCAUUUAUUUUGGAUCUAAAAGAGGAUAACAGUGUGACAAGGAGAGACACCCAAUUGGAGGAUGAUUUUUAUGGCACUGACAGCAGCAAAGAGGGUGACUACAGUUUCCUGGAUUCUCCAGACCCAGCAACUAGUCCUUCAGGGUUAACUCAGUUAACUCUAGAGAGCUCACCGGGGAAGGAUACCAGGCAGACAAGUACAGGACAUCUAAAAAGUGCCUCCCCAGAAGCAGGAGCAUCAGAAAGCCAGAAUGCCUUGGUGAAGAAAAUAGAUCAAAAUGACUUCCAAACUGGUUUGUUGCCUACACCAUGUGUUUCUCCCCAUGGAAGAAGAACGUGUGGAUCCUCUCAGAAAACCCCAGAUCCCCUCAUCAAAGCCAAGGACCUACCAGCUCAUCAAAACAAAACCUCCUUAAUGGAAACCUCAGGGGAGGAGUCGAGAGCGAUCCCUGGAGAGUCUGAAUACGACUGGAGGAACUACCAGCCCAGCAAGAUGAGUGAAUCCGAGUUACAGAUGCUGGCGAGCCUGCGGCGCCAGCAAAACGAAGAACUGGAGGAGGCUGAGGCUUCCCAUGGCCUGAGCGCAUCCCAGGUUGACAACUGCAACGUCAGCAUCAGUACUAGCAGCGACGACACGACCACCUGGAACUCCUGCCUGCCACCCCCUGUCAACCAGGGUCGUCACUAUCAGAAAGAAAUGAAUCCACCUUCUCCUUCUAACCCCCGGGACUGGUUAAGUGUGCUGAGCCCACCAAUUGUUCCUCCAAGUCGACAGCCAGCUGAGCAGCAUCUGGAUUCCUCUGGGAGUUUGAGCGCUCAAGGUGAAGAAGACCUGAGUGUGGAAGAGGACGAGGAAGUGCUGACUCUGUUGUAUGACCCAUGUCUGAACUGUUAUUUUGACCCGCAGACUGGGAAAUACUACGAGUUGGUAUGAUCCCUCAGUCCAGCCCAGUCGGAGCAGGAUAGCAGUUCAGAGUCUGUUAAGGAAGCUCCACACCCUGUGUGUUGGGCAGGCCCAUGGACUUAAAAGUAACCGAAAGAAAUGAAUUCAUCUUAUAAAUAAUGUCCAACGUUAAAAAUUCCUACAUUCUUUCGGUAGAUGUGUGUGAUUUUGAAACUGUGAUAGAAAUUAAUAGAGAGACAAGUCUUUAGGACUUUGAAUUGGUUCUUAUUUGUUUGUUCUCACCCUCCAUUUAAUUUUAUGUCAUAUAAUUUUACAUAAACGAAUUAAGACUUAUUCAAAUUUUUUUGCAGUGUUAAUCUUUAAAUGAUGGCUUGAUAUACAGAAAAUGUAUUCUUGUUUAAAAGAUGUCUGGGUACUUAUUUUAUGAUAUAUUUGUAUUAAAAAAUAAAGUGUGAUGGUCAGAAGGA
Molecule: messenger RNA, 3216 nt
Organism: Tupaia belangeri chinensis (Chinese tree shrew)
Lineage: Eukaryota; Metazoa; Chordata; Mammalia; Scandentia; Tupaiidae
Gene: CFAP20DC
Product: CFAP20 domain containing
Exons: 18
Coding region: 275-2779 (834 amino acids)
Source: RefSeq, a predicted model, not a curated record